Messenger RNA from Oncorhynchus mykiss (rainbow trout), 2572 nucleotides. Its product is annotated as E3 SUMO-protein ligase RanBP2. Gene Ontology annotation, cellular component: cytoplasm. The record is from RefSeq and is a predicted model, not a curated record. Gene Ontology annotation, biological process: intracellular transport; protein peptidyl-prolyl isomerization; protein folding. NCBI's taxonomy places the organism in Eukaryota, Metazoa, Chordata, Actinopteri, Salmoniformes, Salmonidae. Gene Ontology annotation, molecular function: cyclosporin A binding; peptidyl-prolyl cis-trans isomerase activity.
AUUGAUGUUUUGGUUAUGUUUCAGGAUGCAGAGAGAAGCGCACACCCUGUUUCAUCUGAGGCUGUGUCCUCCAGCACCGGCGAUACAGUGCCAGAACAACAGUUCCUAGACCAGUCCCCCAGCAGCCAGGUACAGGUUCCAGAUCUGUCUGAGGCAGAGGUUCAGUCCUCUGCAGCAGAGGCGGAGUUCCCAGCUCAGUCAUUAACCAUCCAGGAGGCAGAGGUCCAGCAGACUCCAGAUCAGUCAGACUCCACUCCAACACAGUCUCAAACUGCGGUCUCCAGCAGCGGGGAGCAGGCUCAAACUUCAAACCCUUCAGCAAAACCUGUUGCUAGUGCCCCAGCUUUAGUGACUGCCUCAUUUGGAUUUGGUGCACAGUUUGUCAAAAAGCCAGGGCAGUGGGAGUGUGACGCAUGUCUUGUUAGAAAUGAGGGGUCUGCAAGCAGUUGUGUUUCUUGUCAAACUCCAAACCCUGCAGCCAGCAGUGGUAAGCAGGCUCCAGAUCAGUCAGACUCUACUCCUGCAGCUACCAGCAGCAGCCCUAUAGACCUGUCUACCAAGAAGACCUCGGAGCCGGACUCCACAUCGACAUUUACGACAACCAUUACUCAGGAUGCUCCAAACUCAUUUGGCUCCUUGGGCUUCAGUGAUCUGGGAGGGGAAGGGAUCUCCUUCGCUGAUCUGGCACAGAACACCGGGGGUGAAUUCGCCUUCGGAAAACAAGAUUCUAACUUCUCGUGGGCGAAUGCCGGGGCUACGUUGUUUGGAGCUGCAGCCCCACCCAAAGCUGAAGGAGGGGAGGAGAGGAGUCAUGAAGAGGACGCUAAUAAUGUGGAAAUUCACUUUGAUCCCAUAGUCACCCUACCAGAGGUGGAGACUAAGUCAGGGGAGGAGGAUGAGGAGAUCCUGUUUAAGGAGCGUACCAAGCUGUACCGCUGGGAGAGAGACCUGGGCCAGUGGAAGGAGAGGGGUGUGGGAGACAUCAAGAUCCUCUUCCACCCCGAUAAGAGGUUCUACCGGGUGCUGAUGAGGAGGGAGCAGGUGCUGAAGGUGUGUGCCAAUCACACCAUCUGCCAGAGCAUGGAGCUCAAACCCAUGAACACCUCCAACCAAGCCCUCGUCUGGACCGCUACCGACUUUGCAGAGGGUGAGGGUAAGGUGGAGCAGUUGGCAGCCAAGUUCAAGACAGCAGAGCUGGCUGAGUGUUUCAGGAAGACCUUCUGUGAGUGUCAGAGCCGUAUGAGCCCAUCAGAGGCCUCGGCCCUCUCCCCCCAGAUGUCCAGGGUCCAGGAACAUUCCAGAGACGCCAACCCCCAGGUGUACCUCUCCAUCUCCGCUGACGACGAGCCGCUGGGAAUGGUCACCAUAGAACUGUUCUCUCACAUUGUCCCCAAGACGGCUGAGAACUUCAGAGCGCUGUGUACAGGACAGAAAGGCUUCGGGCUGCGCAACUCUGUCUUUCACAGGAUCAUACCGGACUUCAUGUGUCAGGGUGGCGACCUCACCAACCAGGACGGGACAGGAGGGAAGUCCAUCUACGGGAACAAGUUUGAGGACGAAAACUUUGAUGUGCGCCACACGGGUCCGGGGCUGCUGUCCAUGGCCAACCAUGGCCGAGACACCAACAACUCCCAGUUCUUCAUCACAUUGAAGAAGGCUGAGCACCUGGACUUUAAACACGUGGCCUUUGGCUUCGUCAGAGAGGGCAUGGAUGUGGUCCGCAGAAUGGGAGAGCUGGGCACCAAGACUGGCAAACCCAGCAAGAAGAUUGUCAUCACCGAAUGUGGACAACUGUAGAGCUUGAGCUUUGGUCACUGACUGGACAACUCCACUGUAGGGCUGAACAUGUAGUCACUGACUGGAUGGCAAUGGGCCUUCACUCUGGUCAUGGACUGGGGAGUUAUAGCAUUUCAAACUGAGCACAAUUAUAGUAGGCAGAUAUCAAAUGAUACCCUAUUCCCCAUAUAGUGCACUCCACUUGGGGCUCAGCUUAAAAAGAGUGCACUGGUAGCCCAAUAUGGGGAGAAUAGGCUUUAAUUUAAGACCGGCCCAGUGUCUCCUUCUGAUGAGUGUUGCACUUUCUCCCUGCCGCAUCCUGAGGGUUGCAUGUCCCAGUGUGAAUCCCCAGACUCUUUGUGUGUGUAUAAUGUACAUGGACUACAUUUAGUCUUUUUUGUGCAUGUGUUCCAAUAAGAGUUGACAGCGCUGGUUCCUUCAUAAGCUCCCUAACCCAAUUUGUUUUGUGUAAUUGUCUUAAGAUUAUUGCAACCUUUUUUUAAAACCAACCAAUGUUCGUUUGGUACUGUGUUCCUCUUGCUGCCUGUGUAUACUUUUUUAGGUGUGUUUUUUUGUUGUGUGUAGGCUAUACAUUGAUUUCAUAAUGUGCAAAUUGAGACUCUACACCUGUUUUAAACUAAAAGGUAGGAAUAUGAAGUCUGACAAUUUGGGAGAGGUGACAUACUAAAUAUAUUUUAUGGUCGGGUCACAAUUGGGGUUAACAAUUCUUAUUGUCAAUAAAUAAAUACAGGAUGCUGGAGACUGUCUUUAAAAAUAAAGUUGCUUUAUAACUGAA